Molecule: messenger RNA, 4850 nt
Organism: Trichosurus vulpecula (common brushtail)
Lineage: Eukaryota; Metazoa; Chordata; Mammalia; Diprotodontia; Phalangeridae
Gene: ADAMTS7
Product: ADAM metallopeptidase with thrombospondin type 1 motif 7
Exons: 18
Coding region: 62-4297 (1411 amino acids)
Biological process (GO): extracellular matrix organization
Cellular component (GO): extracellular matrix
Molecular function (GO): metalloendopeptidase activity
Source: RefSeq, a predicted model, not a curated record
UGGGAUUCAGCAUGAUGGAAGCGGCAAUGACUGCGAGCCCGUUGGGAAAAAGCCUUUCAUCAUGUCUCCACAGCUCCUGUACGACACCUCGCCGCUCACCUGGUCCCGCUGCAGCCAGGAGUACAUCACCAGGUUCCUCGACCGAGGAUGGGGCCUGUGCCUGGACGACCCACCUGCUAACGAUGUGAUUGACUUCCCCAUCGUCCCACCAGGUGUCCUCUAUGAUGUGAGCCACCAAUGCCGCCUCCAGUACGGAGCCUAUUCAACCUUCUGUGAUGAUAUGGAUAAUGUCUGCAAUACCCUGUGGUGUUCGGUGGGGACCACCUGUCACUCCAAGUUGGAUGCUGCUGUAGAUGGCACCCGAUGUGGUGAGAACAAGUGGUGUUUCAACGGGGAGUGUGUGUCUGUGGGCUUCCGGCCCGAUGCCGUGGACGGAGCCUGGGCUGGCUGGAGUUCCUGGUCCAGCUGCUCCCGAAGCUGCGGCGUGGGCGUGCAGAGUUCGGAGAGACAAUGCAGCAACCCCACGCCCAAGUAUGGCGGGAAGUACUGUGUCGGGGAACGGAAGCGAUUCCGUUUGUGCAGCAUCCAGGCCUGCCCUGCUGACCGGCCUUCUUUUCGCCACAUCCAGUGCAGCCAGUUUGAUGCCAUGCCUUACAAGGGAGAACAGUACAAGUGGGUUCCUGUUUCUAACCACAUUAAUCCCUGUGAGCUGCACUGCCGGCCUGCAAAUGAGUAUUUUGCAAUUAAGCUUCGAGACGCUGUUGUGGACGGGACCCCCUGCUUUGAAGGGAACACCAGCCGAGACUUAUGCAUUAAUGGGAUCUGCAAGAAUGUAGGCUGUGACUAUGAGAUUGACUCCAAUGCCAUUGAGGACCGGUGUGGCGUGUGCCACGGGGAUGGCUCCACCUGCGAAACAGUGAAGAAGACAUUUGAUGAGACUGAAGGCCUGGGGUACGUGGACAUUGGGCUGAUCCCAGUAGGGGCAAGAGAGAUUCGGAUUGAGGAGGUUGCUGAGGCUGCAAACUUCCUGGCACUGAGGAGCGAGGAUCCAGAGAAGUAUUUCCUAAAUGGCGGGUGGACCAUCCAGUGGAAUGGUGACUACAAAGUGGCCGGGACCACCUUCACAUAUGAGAGGAACGGGAACUGGGAAAAUCUCACGUCCCCAGGACCCACCUGGGAGCCCAUCUGGAUUCAGCUGCUGUUCCAAGAGAGCAAUCCUGGAGUACGUUACCAGUACACCAUCCGGAGGGAGGCAGACAGUGAGAAUGAGAUCCAGCCUCCUGAGUUCUCCUGGCGAUACGGAGCCUGGACCAAAUGUACUGUGACCUGUGGCACAGGGGUGCAGAGGCAGGCCGUACACUGCGUGGAGAAGCUAGCGGGCCUUGUGGAGGAGCGGCAUUGCGAUGCCCUGACCAGGCCGGAUGACAGACAGAAGAACUGUAGCCAGGAGCCCUGCCCAGCCAGGUGGUGGUCUGGAGAAUGGCAGAGCUGCAGCCGAACAUGCGGGCCCGGAGGCCUAGCCCUGAGGACUGUCCUCUGCAUCCAGAGCGUCGGGCUAGAUGAGCAGAGGGCCCUCCGCCCCGACGACUGCCAUCCCUUGCCCAAGCCAGAGAUCGCUAUGUCCUGUAAUGAAGACAACCCCUGCCCAUCCUCCUGGGAAAUGGGCAACUGGUCAGAGUGUUCUGUGAGCUGUGGGAUGGGCACACACAGCAGGCCUGUCUUCUGUACCAAUGACACGGGAGCCCCGUGUGAUGCCACCCAGAAGCCUAUCUCAGAGACAGCCUGUUCCCUGCCGCCAUGUCCCUGGAUACCCGAGAAGCCCAUCCCGGAGUGGUCAGGGAGCGGUUCCUCAAGCAGGGAGCUCUACAACGAGAUCGAGUUUAUACCCAGCAACCACAUUCCUCCCUUCGAGCCGCUGGCACCAGGCGCCCCUGGCCCCCAGGACUCCAAUGUCAUCACCGAGGAUGACUUCUCACCCAGCGACAAGAAAGGCAACAUCUUUGUGGAUGAUUUUUACUAUGAUUACAACUUUAUCAACUUUCACGAGGAUCUCUCCAACAACCCCUUUGAGGAUCGGGACAAGGCACAUGAGGAGAUUGGUGGGGGCACUGAUGAGGGACCCGAGGGUUGGGGCACAUCUGAUGAAACACCCCUGGCUGCACCACCCAGCUCGGAGGGUGAGGACCAGGCCGGUCCAGAGAGCCACACGACCCAGCCCAUCCCAGCUCAGGAGGAAGUCAUGAAGACUGAUGGCCAACGGUCUGUGGGCUUCACAACUGAACCUCUCCCAUCCACCCCCACCCCCACCUUGAUAGCCUUCAGUCCCAGUCAGGGACAGAAAGGCGAGACGGUACUUCCAGAAGAUUUCCCAGGCCCACAGCCUAAUUCUACAAAUAGCUACUCUAAUCUCUUCCUAGAUAAACCCCCAGAAGGCCCAGGGGAUAUCUCUAAAGAGGACUCAGCAUUCUCGACUUCCUACCCUCUAUACCCUUCUUUACCCACCUCAACCUCGAUGACAGCUAUAGAGAAGGACAGUGAGAAAACCAACAUCAGCAAAAGCCAAAGAGAGACCCAGGAAGAAGAUACCAACCCUCAGAGGCCUGGGGUUCUUGGUGGCAAGGAUACCAGUGACAUAUACGUCCCCACCAAGGCCUCUGAGAGAGACCCUGACAGGUUGCUCUGGGAAGGAUUGGAUGUGGCAUCUGAUCAUGACAGCAAGUUCCCUGGGCAGAUAGCAGCCACUGGGGAUAGUAGAACUACCCCUGUGUCCCCUCACUUUCCCCAUGAGCUGAAUCUGGGUCUCCCAUCUCCCCAGACUACUAGCCUGGACCCAUUCCUUUCUACUGUUCCCUCAAGGGCUCCAAGGACAGAAGUCAUCAUCAUUUCCAAAGACACUGAUCCUAUUGAAAGGUCACAGAACUCAAGUGACCACAGACUGAGAGACAAUGAGCUCCUCCCCACUGAGGGGACCUGGAGGGCUACCUCUUCUCCCAUCCCUUCUGAGACUAAGCCAGUCAGAUUCUUUCCAUUAGACACCUCUUUAUCCCCUCCCGCCGUGUCUAGCGCCCCAGAGCCAAGGAGUAUGGACCUCCCAGCCCAAGAUUUGACCCAGGGGGAUUUCCAGACCCCAGUUAUGCCAGUGACCUCUGAUCCCAAUGACCUGGCUGGUCCAGUAGUCAUACCUUGGGAUGACCCUUCACUCUCCUCUGCACUGACCCCCAGCCUGGAUUUAGACAAUUUGUCUAAUGAAAUCAGGGUCUCCCACUACCCAGGCUUCUCAUCUCCCCCCAGCCACCCCUGGGCAAACAAGUGGCUGGGAAGUCCAGAUGGGGAAACAUCACCUAGGAACGUUGUUCAUGAUGGUGGAGACCUCAAGAAUAAAUUCCAGAUCCUGACCGAGAUGGAGCCAGUUGCUACCGAGGAGCCUGCCCAGGGAACAUUAGCUACCACUAAAGUCCCUGGGGGAGCCAGCUGGGAAGUCGGACACUGGAGUGAGUGUUCCACCACCUGUGGCCUGGGAGCCAUCUGGAGGUCCGUGCGCUGCAGCACGGGCCGGGAGGAAGAUUGUAUCCCCACCAGCAAGCCAGUACCUGCCCGUCGCUGCUACCUGAGGCCCUGCUCAACAUGGCGUGUGGGGAACUGGAGCAAGUGCUCCCGGAAUUGUGGGGGUGGCUUCAGGUUUCGGGAUGUGCACUGCAUAGAUACCCGGGACCGCCGGCUCCUCCGCCCAUUCCACUGCCAGCCCGGACUUUUCAAGCCCCUGGGCCAGCUCUCUUGCCAUGUGGACCCCUGCCUCGACUGGUACACGUCGUCCUGGAGAGAGUGCUCUGAGGCCUGUGGAGGAGGAGAGCAAGAGCGUUUGGUGACCUGCCCGGAGUUUGGGCGCUGUGAGGAGACCAUGCGGCCCAACACCACCAGACCCUGCAACACUCACCCAUGUACUAAGUGGGUGGUGGGGCCCUGGGGACAGUGCUCAGCCACAUGUGGUGGGGGGAUCCAGCGGCGACUGGUCAAGUGUGUCAACACCAAGACCGGCCAGCCAGAAGAGGACAACAGUCUUUGUGACCAUGAAGCAUGGCCUGAAAAAUCCCAGAGGUGCAGCCCCCAGGACUGCCCAGAUGUACAGCCUCCAGGUCUUCUCUGUGACCGGGACCGUCUCACUUUCAGCUUCUGUGAGACCCUUCACCUCCUGGGCAGGUGCCACCUCCCCACCGUCAGGGUCCAAUGUUGCAAGACCUGUAGCCAGGACAGUCAUGGCUCCCGGGACCGGGGCAACGAGCGGGUGUCGCGUCGGUGAGCUGGCUGCCCAGCCCCUCCCUUGGAGGGAUCUUCCACGGAUCUGAGGAAGCAACUGUCCCCUCCUCUUGGGCCUCUUUGCCCCCUUCUAGGGGCAGCACAGAAGGCCUGCCCCGGAAGGAGGGAUUCCUGGUGCUCACCACAACCCAGGGAAGACUCUGCUGUUGUUACAAAUAUUGUUAUUUUUAAUAAUAUUAUGGUAAUUAUUAUUAUUUUAAAAGCAGACGCCCUGGGGCGAACCAUUCCACAGCUGAGAAGGAUGUGGCCUUACCUCAUAACCCACUUCCCUGGGGAGCGUUCCCCACAGAGACCAAGGGCGUCCCCCUCAUCUCAACCCUCUGCUCAUUCACUCGCCCUCAAUGGUGCUAACCCAGCAGGCCCUCCUGCUCUGUGUCUCCAGGACCAACAGUGGCCAGACACACUACUUCCUGGGAACGAGGGGAGGCUUGUUUUCCCACCUCUCCCCAGAAAAGGUUUUUAAGGUUUUUUCAUUCUAACGAAGGUUCAAGGAACCCCUACUUUUUGUAUUAUAAAUAAAUAUCUAUCAUUCCAAA